Molecule: messenger RNA, 1651 nt
Organism: Scleropages formosus (Asian bonytongue)
Lineage: Eukaryota; Metazoa; Chordata; Actinopteri; Osteoglossiformes; Osteoglossidae
Product: maspardin-like
Exons: 9
Coding region: 162-1100 (312 amino acids)
Cellular component (GO): cytosol; trans-Golgi network transport vesicle
Molecular function (GO): CD4 receptor binding
Source: RefSeq, a predicted model, not a curated record
UGUGCGCACAGGGUAUACGGGGGGUGCUCGCUCGCGCUCGGCUAACACGGAAGUCGGAGGCCGAAGACAUCAUGUGACUGAGGUGCAGGGCGAGAGCGAGAUGGAGCGGCGAAGCCAGUGUUAGUCGUGCUUUCCGAAGAUGCGCCCCGAAUGAAUGUGGAAUGGAGGAGAUCAGGGUUUCUCCAGACUACAACUGGUUCCGAAGUACAGUUCCUCUCAAACGAAUCGUUGUGGAUGAUGAUGACAGUAAGGUGUGGGCGCUGUAUGAUGCUGGACCCAGGAGCAUCCGAUGCCCCAUCGUCCUGCUGCCACCCGUCAGCGGCACGGCUGACGUCUUCUUCCAGCAAGUGCUUGCCCUGACUGCUUGGGGAUACAGAGUGAUUUCACUCCAGUACCCUGUUUACUGGGAUAUUGUUGAAUUUUGUGAUGGCUUUAGGAAACUUCUGGAUCACCUACAGCUGGACAAGGUACACCUGUUUGGUGCCUCUUUAGGGGGCUUUCUAGCCCAGAAAUUUGCAGAGUACACUCACAAAUCUCCUAGAGUGCAGUCUCUUGUCCUCUGCAACGCCUUCAGUGAUACAUCCAUUUUUAACCAGACCUGGACAGCCAACAGUUUCUGGCUAAUGCCUGGCUUCAUGUUAAAGAAGAUUGUUCUUGGGAAUUUUUCAAGAGGACCCGUCGAUCAAAAAAUGGCGGAUGCCAUUGACUUCAUGGUAGAUCGGUUGGAGAGCCUGAGCCAGGCAGAGCUGGCCUCACGGCUAACACUGAAUUGCCAGAAUUCCUACGUGGAGCCGCACAAAAUAAAGGAUACCAGAGUUACCAUAAUAGAUGUGUUUGAUCAGAGUGCCCUCUCACACGAAGCAAAAGAGGAGAUGUAUAAGCUAUAUCCUGACGCAAGACGAGCUCACCUUAAAACAGGCGGAAACUUCCCGUACCUUUCCAGAAGUGCAGAAGUCAAUCUCUACAUCCAGAUUCAUUUGCGGCAGUUCCACGGAACGCGGUACGCGGCAAUUGAUCCAGCCAUGGUGAGUGCAGAGGAACUGGAAGUGCAGGGGUUCCAAUCCAACACCGAUGGAGAUGGGCAGGGAGCCCAGUGUUGACCAGUAAGGCUCCUCUCAGGUUGCUGGAUGUCCACACAGGUGUGAUCGUUUCACUAGCAGGUCCACUAGAAAACUACCGUGGGUUUAACCACUAUGCAUUCUGACCUAAACCAGCCUCUGUUACAAACAAUUAUCCCUUUUGGUCCUAAAACCAUUCUUAGGCUAAGAUGAUUAAAUUCUGUUACACAUUUCACCCUCCUGAUUGCAGUCAGUCUGCAGCAGAAUAAUGUUAAAUAGCCUAUUUUUCACUUUGCAUAAUCUAUUUUCAUAAGCAUUGUUGCUGUAAAUAACACAUUUGCCAAAAAGGUUUAAUAGAGGCCUUCCUAUGUUUUUGUACGUUUGCCUUACACGGUGUUACUUCUUUGCAUGUCUGCCUUUUCGUUCGUACUUUGAGUUCAACACUGCCAUUUUGUUAAGCAGAAAAUGAGUUGCCAUGCACUGAAAAAUGUUGAUCCUUUGUCUUUUUGACAAAAGGUACAGCUGGAGAGAACUGUAUAUUUUAAUGUUUUGUGUCCUGAACUAAUAUCCAAUUUGUUCUUUUAAAAUAAAGA